UUUCUCUGUUUUUAUCGAGGCUUCCAACAAAUUUUAAAUAUUCCUUUUAUUUACAGCCUCGGCCCAAGUUCUAGUGCCAGCAGCAGCGGUGUAAGCAGUUCAGGACUAAAUUCCCCUCCCUUGCCAAUCCCCUCAUCUUCUUCAUUUUCCCCUUCAACUUCAAACAAAUAUGCUUCCAAUAUUCACCACCAAUUACCCCUUGUAAAUGUCAAAAAUGAAAUUCCUUCAGCUGCGAUACACGCAACAGCCCCUUUGCACCCAUCAAUGUAUCAUCAGUCUUCGGCAGUUGGAUACUCGCCUAUUAUGCCUAUCACAACGCCUACUCUGCAUAUGACAACAUCAUUACACGUAACAACACCAUUACAACCCUACUUACUCCCUCACCAUCACGGCAUUCUACAUUCCGGAGGCCCCUUAACAAACAAUCCCCACCACCACCAAUCUUCUUCGGGACAUCAACAACAAUUAUUACCUCUUUGCCAAAUGCCCCCUAUCGAAGGUGUUUUUUAUGGUAACCAUCACCAGCAGCAACAACAAACAUCCUUUUCUAAUUUAAACGGAAAUGGGGAGGUUACUACUAGUGGAGGUGGACGGCUACUUAUUGAAGAGCUUUGUUUGUCCCCUCAACUUGAUCGGUUUUGCUUUGGAAUUAUUUUAAUAAAAAAAAAUUUUUUUAAGGCCUGUUCUAAUUACUCUACAGUCGAUUCGAACUUGUGGUGA
Molecule: messenger RNA, 720 nt
Organism: Meloidogyne enterolobii
Lineage: Eukaryota; Metazoa; Nematoda; Chromadorea; Rhabditida; Meloidogynidae
Source: the annotation of a GenBank genome assembly